Gadus macrocephalus (Pacific cod) is the source of this 6005-nucleotide messenger RNA. RefSeq names its product paxillin a (gene pxna). Bases 236 to 3508 code for a protein of 1090 amino acids. Lineage: Eukaryota; Metazoa; Chordata; Actinopteri; Gadiformes; Gadidae. Gene Ontology annotation, biological process: substrate adhesion-dependent cell spreading; endothelial cell migration; transforming growth factor beta receptor signaling pathway. The transcript has 13 exons. The record is from RefSeq and is a predicted model, not a curated record.
UUGUGUUCACUUGUUGGAGGGUCCAGAUGGGGGCGAGCUUUGUGUCUGUGACCGAUCUGUCUCACGCUUAUUGAGCUGGGAACUUGAAAACUUAACAGCAGGCAGUUGCGGGGAAAGCUGGGAUUUCGGUAACCUCAGCUAAAGAAACGUGUCUUUAGUUGCCCUGCAGCUGUGAGUCACAUCAGCACGCAAGCCGUUUCUGCUGGACGGGCUUUUGGCACGAUUUCCGGAUACCAUGGAUGAUUUAGAUGCGCUGUUGGCGGACCUGGAGUCCACAACAUCACACAUCUCCAAGAGUCCGCUCUUCCUGCUUGACGACCCGGCCUACUCUCUGCCCAUUGGUCAGUCGCACCAGCAGGACCUCGUCUCCCCGCCCCCGGGUCCACCUGACCAGACCAUCAACGGACUAGACGACACCCAGUCUUUCAGCUCUGCCCAACGGAGUACUUGGUCCACAGAGGGGGGCAGUCCCGAUCCGGCCCCCACAGAGGAGGAGCACGUCUACAGUUUCCCGAACAAACAGAAAAACAGUGAAUCUUCAGCCGCCGCCAUGAACUCUUCUCUGGGCAGCAACCUGUCCGAGCUGGACCGUCUGCUGCUGGAGCUCAACGCAGUCCAGGACAACAGCCCCUGCUUCCCCACAGAAGAGGACGCCGCACCCCCACUGCCGUCCAACAGCAUACACCACUAUGUCCAUGAGAACGGAGUGUCGCCUCUCACGAGCCACAACCCUCCCCCUGCUGUCUUGGAGAAGCCCAAACGCAGCCUGGCCACCCGGGGAAUAGAGGACGUACGGCCCAGCGUGGAGAGCCUCCUGGAUGAGCUGGAAAGCUCUGUGCCGAUGCCCAUCCCCGCCCCUCUCAUGGUGUCCGAGGAGCCGACCGACGGCCCGGAGACGGCUGCCCAGCAGCAGGCCAGGAUGUCUGCGUCCUCCGCCACGCGAGAGCUGGACGAGCUGAUGGCGUCGCUGUCUGACUUUAAGGUCCAAAGCAAUUCGGGCUCUCAGUUGUCUGUGAAUCUGGAGGGGGCAGAUUCCUCAUCACCAGCUGGCUCCCCCCCUACUGCCCCUACCCCAUCGAUAAGCUCCUAUGAUGCUCAAGUGGACGUUCCCUCUCCCACCUGUGACAUAUCACCCUCCUCCACCCCAUUCAUGUUUGAUCUCCAUAUAGAUGAAGAUCACUCCAUUAUAAGCGACGCUCCUUCGUCGCCUACUACGACAUCUGCAUCCGAAAGCCUUCAGUAUUCCCAGACUCGACAGAUAGACAGUUGUGGCAACGUUAGCCCCGAUGUCCCGCAUAGCGUAACGGUCUCCAGUGCGAUAAAGUCUCUAAAUCAGGCCAGCGAGGUGAGACCUGCUCAUGUGGCACCAGCUAAAACCCCCGCUAUUAAAAGCUCAACGUCACCGUCUAUGACCAAGAGCCCUAGUCCUGUUGCUAGCGGCCCGAGUCCACUCACUGUUGGCCAAACCCCUAGUGCCGGUCCUGCUCCCGGGGACCCUAGCGGUCAGGCAGAGGCUGCCAGGAGCCUCAGUCCAGUGCCACUCUCUAAAAGUCCAGAAGCUGAAGCUCAUAGUUCCCUUGAAAUCAAGAAGGUUGCUAGUCCAGUUCCGCCUCGCAAAUGUGCAAGCCCCGUAACGAUACCAAAGGUAUUUGGUUCGGCUAAAACCCCUAGUCCUAUGGCCGUUCCUAAAAACCUUGAGGCGAUCCCGAGGGGCUCCAGUCCGGUGACCGUUCCUCGGCUCUCUAGCCCGAUUCCAAAGUGCUCCAGUCCUUUUACAGUACCUAGGAUCUCAAGCCCCCUAACCGUCCCUCAAACCCCGAUGCCAGCCUUAGACACCGUCCCAAAGUGUGCCAGUCCGCUCCCGGUUCAACGGAUCGGUAGUCCGUUGGCGUCCUCGCUGAAUCAGAGUGCAGCCGAUAGGUGCCCCAGCCCAGCCACGGUCACCAAAAUAACCUACACGGUUCCACAUGCUAGCAGUCCCCGGGCCUCCCCCAUCACCCUCCCUGCCGUGUCCUCCAAUAGCAUGUCACCCCCCCAUAAAGACGCUCCGGACAGGGACUUCUCCUGGCCGUGCCGGGCUCCGUUAUUGAACGACGCCCUGGACAAACUCUUGGCUAUGGGCCCGGGCGAGAUGCACACGAGGGGGGGCUUCGACGACGGAUUCUCCGACCUCGGAGGGUACUCCACUCAAGGAGGGUCAAUGCAAGGAGACGAGGAUAGGCUGUGGGACGACGAGGAAGGGAUUUACCCCAGUCUCAGCCGGGACGGGACCUUGACAUCUAUGACCGACUCCAGCUGGAUGGAUGAGUGUAUGACCCCCUCUACCUGCCCCGGGACCCCAGACGUCAUGCAGGAGCUGCCCUCGCAGCAGCCCUCCGCCGUCGAACGCUUAUCCGCAUCUGGACAACUCAAGGCAGUCAUUCGCCGCACCAAAGAGACCACCAAUGUGCACCCCAUGUACCGAGAGGGGCUGCUGCGGCGCAAACUGGGCGCCGUCCUCGUCAACAAGAGCAACUCUCAGGACCGGCUCAUCCAAGAGCUGCAGGGGAAACUGGGCAUCGGGAAGGCGGAGCGCCGGCGCAAGCAGCAGCCCGACGAUUGGAUGACGGAGGGGGUCAUUGUCAUGUCUAACCCUCAGCGCACGCGGGAAGAAGGCGGGGCUCCGACCGUGGAUAAGAUUCAGUCUCAGGGGAAGAGCUCUCCGACCGGCCCUCUGAAACAAGCCAACAAGCUUGACAACAUGCUGGGCAGCCUGCAGUCGGACCUGAACAGGCUGGGAGUGCAGACCGUGGCCAAGGGUGUGUGUGGUGCCUGCAAGAAGCCCAUCGUAGGCCAGGUGGUGACGGCUAUGGGCCGCACGUGGCACCCUGAGCACUUUGUGUGCACCCACUGUCAGGACGAGAUCGGCUCUAGAAACUUCUUUGAGCGAGAUGGACAGCCUUACUGUGAGAAGGACUACCACAACCUAUUCUCCCCGCGCUGCCAUUACUGCAAUGGGCCCAUACUUGACAAAGUAGUGACUGCUUUGGACAAGACCUGGCACCCAGAGCACUUCUUCUGCGCCCAAUGCGGUGCCUUUUUCGGGCCUGAAGGUUUCCAUGAGAAGGAUGGCAAGGCGUUCUGCAGGAAGGACUACUUUGACAUGUUUGCUCCUAAAUGCGGAGGCUGUGCUCGUGCCAUCCUGGAGAACUACAUCUCUGCCCUCAACUCUCUCUGGCACCCAGAAUGCUUUGUCUGCAGGGAGUGCUUCACUCCGUUCAUCAACGGCAGCUUCUUCGAGCACGACGGCCAGCCGUACUGCGAGGGCCACUACCACGAGCGGCGCGGCUCCCUCUGCUCGGGCUGCCAGAAGCCCAUCACCGGCCGCUGCAUCACGGCCAUGGCCAAGAAGUUCCACCCCGAACACUUUGUGUGUGCCUUCUGCCUGAAGCAGCUGAACAAGGGCACCUUCAAGGAGCAGAACGACAAGCCCUACUGCCAGGGCUGCUUCGUCAAACUCUUCAGCUAAAGCUGUUCCUGUUGGUGGAGGUCCCGGUGGGGAGGGGCUUGCACAAAGCGACCCACAGGAGGCCCCUGUGUGGGUUCAUUCAUUGGUUUCUUGUUUUCUAACUGCUGCAUGUGUACCGUCUGUGCCCAUCUAUGUAUUCACUGAUGUGCGUGUCGUGUAUGCGUGUGUGGGAUACAGUGGAGAGGUGUCGAUGAUUUUAAAGGCUAUUUCCAUAGGGGAUCACAUCAGUAGAAGCCAUGGUGGACGGCCUCGACAUCAGCUGGUGAGGGGCCGUGUCAUUUGCCUGAUUAUUCUUGGUGGUCAUUCGACACUGACUAAAGGCAGAUGUUUUCUAGAGAGAUUUUAAGUUUUUUUUUUUAAUUGAAUGCAUGUAUUUGUUGAGUAUGGUUGCAACAAAUGCAGUGAUUAAUACUUUCGCAGCGCGAUGAUUUGUAAAUGUUAUUUUUUAACCCUUUCCCCAGGGCAAGAACCCUUAUCAUGUGACCAGACCAGCUCAAAGUGGUUUUGUGAUGGUUUGGGACAGCUGCUUGUCAAUUGCAUGGACCACAGGCUUGACCUCAGUAAUUCUAAAACAUGUAGAUGGUUUUACAUAACCGAUACUUUGCCUAUGCGUGUUGAGAUAAUGUAUUCAUGUAUUUUUCUAAUUAUAAGAUGGAGAUUUGCAAUAUUGAGAUACAUAGAGAAACGUGUUUAAAAACAUGCACACUGGUUGGGGUCAUUUUAUUUUUUUUAGAUUUUGUCAUCCAAUUGCAGAUUUCCUCCCAAGACCAUCGAGGUGGAUUUUGGUUUGAUCAAACUAUCAGGUCUUUUUAUGGAACUAAACUAUACAUAUUCUUUAGUCUCUUUAGUGUUAAAGGCCUUGUUUUUCAUGUCACCCCUCUCUGUUGCUGUUUUCUACCAAUGGGCAUCAGAACUUUUACAAAAUGUCCCACUUAAAUUGCUUGCACCUUUAAACUUUUAAACUGUGUGUGUGCGUGUGUGUGUUAUCUUACGACCGAUUUUCUAUUAAAUAAAUGACGAAAUUAGAUCAAAAUCUGUUAUAAGUCAAUACAAGUGUACGCUUAUUAAUGUUUCAAUAGGUGCAACUUUGAUACAAAUAAGCCAAGUGGCUCAAUAUGGAAAAACUGAAAUCAUCUAAAAAAAUAUGAAAAGAUAUCCUUUGAUUUACUGCUGCAUAUGUCCAAAAUUGUAACCAAAGUGUCCAGUGAUGUUAGGAAUAAGCAGAAUUUAUCUAAUGUUUUAUGUUUGACUACUAUGAACAAAACUCAGCACUGUUAGAAUGUCAUUGUCUUGAUGACGUGAACCUGAGCUUGAGAUGUGCUAUGUGUUGUGCAUUGUGUUGAAUGGCAUACUGCAUUUCUAGGAUCGAUGAGCAGGAUCCCGUCUGGCUGAGGGGUGGGGGUUCAUCAGCACUUGCUGCCGGUUGCUAUAACAAUCAAAGAAAAUGUGUAAUACUCUUGGACAUGCAUAGUGUUGUGAAAAUAACUGUUGUCAUGGAUAGAAUUAAAAUAUAUAAAUAUAUUUUUCUCCAGGCUCCCAGGAAUAUGCAAAGAGCUGGCUCUAUGGGCAUAUAAUUAUAAACCAGCGAUGGCUCUCGCCUAAUACAUAACACCCACUUGUAUUGGCUAGUGUUCAAGAGGAAUUAAGAGGCCCUGCCCUGAAUAUUUAGGUUACAGGCUAAUACCUUUUGAGAUGAAUGCUAACCUCUUUGAUUAUAAUGUUGUAUUGGUUAGCUGCCUCUGUAAUGGGUAAACAGGAAUACCAGGGCCGUUGUUGUUAGUAAAGCAACCUGAGUAUUGUUCACUGUUUAUUUGACAAGUGGCUUUUUACAUGUUCAGUCUCUGAAUGUAACCUUGAUUACAUUAUUUGGUGAUCUUUAACUUUUCACUGACGUUCAUGCAGACUUUAUUAUCCAGAUACAUUUGUACGAUUACGAUACAUGAUGUUUUUUUAAAACAAUAUAAAUGAUUGUGCCAAUUUUUGUAUGCCAAUGCAAUGUCUUGUACACUGUGGAAAUGUCAGUGUUUCUUCUGGUUGAGUCUUUAUGGGUUAAACUCUAGAAAAAAAAAGAACGAUUUGCUUAGUGCACUAAUGCUGAUUUCCAAAUAGUCUUGCAAAACCAUUACUGGACAAUUUCCUAGACCCCACUAGGUAAUAUACUUUAUAUUGAGCCAUAUAUAUUUGAUGUAGUUCUGUUAUAGGCCUACCUUAUAUAACCACAAGCCCGGGGCUAUGUGAUAUUAAACAGUUUCAAUGUUUGAACUAUGCCCCUAAGAAAAUGUAUUUCUGCUCAUCUCUGGCAAGAUUAGGGUUAUGAUUGCCUUAUUGAUCCAAUGCUUUUGCUUCGAGUCCCCCCAUGUUCAUUGACAAAUUAAUGUGAUAUGUAUCCUUUUUAAGUGCCACAAUUACUUUUUCUGUUCAUAAAGAGAACAUUUCAUAGCCUGGCAAUGUGUUUGAAUUCAUGUGAUUGACAAUAAAAUGUUAUUUCUGUAAGUAA